GCUUUCCAGGACGCCAGGUAAGUGUGCUUGCGUCUCUCCAUCUGCACUGGGCGUGUAUAAAUGGGGCUUAUUCGUGCGAAAUCACAUUUAACCGAAACACAGACAACGUACAACUUGAGCAGAGUCGGAGCAGUUGAAAAGCGUCCCAUCCAAACAGGCAAAUGGGGCUUUUUGACAAGCUUGCGGGGUGGCUGGGCCUGAAGAAGAAGGAAGUGAACGUGCUCUGUUUAGGUCUAGACAACAGUGGAAAAACUACCAUCAUCAACCAGCUAAAGCCAUCCAAUGCUCAGGCUCAAGACAUUGUCCCGACUAUAGGUUUCAGCAUAGAGAAGUUUAAGACCUCAAGUCUUUCUUUCACAGUGUUUGACAUGUCGGGGCAGGGCAGAUACAGAAAUCUGUGGGAGCACUAUUACAAGGAGGGUCAGGCCAUCAUAUUUGUGAUUGACAGUGGUGAUAAACUAAGAAUGGUGGUGGCCAAAGAAGAAUUGGAUACCCUUUUGAAUCACCCUGAUGUUAAACACAGAAGGAUACCUAUACUCUUUUUCGCCAACAAGAUGGACCUCAGGGAUGCACUGUCAGCGGUGAAGGUCUCCCAGCUCUUGUGUCUGGAAAGCAUUAAGGACAAACCGUGGCACAUCUGUGCAAGUGAUGCAGUGAAAGGCGAGGGUCUUCAGGAGGGGGUAGACUGGCUGCAAGAUCAAAUCAGAGUGAUGAAAACGUAAAACCCUCCUGAGAUAUAAAAACAGCCACGUCACCAGCUGCAAUGGCGGAGCCACGCGGAAAAGAUCUUCACCUUUUGUGCUGAGGUUAAAAUCAAUUAGGUUUGUAGUGUAAUAAAAUAUCUGGCUUUGAUUAUGGCCCUGUUUGCACUAGGUAGAUGAGGGGUGUCCGAACUCAGAGUUUAGAUGCAACCCUAAUUAAACACACGUGAUCCAGCUGAUCAAGUACUUCAGACAUGCGUAGUGUAUGUGUUUUAGCAGGGUUCAAUCUAAACUCUGCAGGACACCGGCCCUCCAGGACCGAGUUUGGACACCCCUGAGGUAGAUGAACAUCUGUCUCAACUGUUCUAAUCACACGCGGUCAGUCCAGACUUUUAUUUUAUUUAAUCCGAUUUCAGAAGUUUAACAUGUUAGCCCAAUAAUUGAUUGACAGAUUCUCUGUUGUCCAGGAAGCAUAAGAACGCAUUCAAAUCAAAAUGAAAACUUCAAUUUAGCCAUGUACAUUUGCCUCCAAAUGAGUAAGAUCAAAAGCACUUUUGAUCACCUGGACUGUAAUGCUAAAAUGAUUUGUGAAUGUGUAUUUGAUCUUGAUGAACACACACACACUACACUUAGGUCUUGGUGAAUUACACUACACUUCUUGGCUGCCAAUGCUGUAAUGUAUAUCUUUUGAGAAACUCACUGUAACAGGUUUCUCAGAAAGCAGAGCACAAGGACUAAUUUUCUAUCUUAGCUAUGUUUUUGAUUGGAUAGAAAACAAGCAGUGUGCAUUCCAUUGCUUUGAAAUGUCAUACCGGUCAAGCUUGUUACUGUAGCGAUACACAGUAGUGCUGUUUAGUCAUUAUUUUGCUAUGAUUUACUUUUCCGUGCAUUGUAUGCAUGUUGCCUCUGAAACAUUACGACAUCUCAAACGGUCACAAAGGAAAUGUUCAUCUUUGCUCUGGAGUUAUUUAUUUUCCUUAACCAUUUUGUUUUAAAAGCACAUGUUGCUGCAUUUUUGUCUUGUGUUUUGAUCAAGACAAAGUGCAUUUUCACGUAUUAAAUUAUUUUAUAAACCAACCAUUUCGCUGAUUUUCAGCUCUUUUUUUCCAGGCAGUUUUAUUCAUUAGUAAGAGAUCUUGUAAUAGAAUGUUUAACAAAUAAACUAAGUCUGUGUCUGCAUGAAGGCUAUCUCUGUACAGUAUA
Molecule: messenger RNA, 1904 nt
Organism: Puntigrus tetrazona (Sumatra barb)
Lineage: Eukaryota; Metazoa; Chordata; Actinopteri; Cypriniformes; Cyprinidae
Gene: arl6
Product: ADP-ribosylation factor-like 6
Exons: 8
Coding region: 162-722 (186 amino acids)
Biological process (GO): intracellular protein transport; vesicle-mediated transport; protein localization to cilium
Cellular component (GO): axoneme; cytoplasm
Molecular function (GO): GTP binding; GTPase activity
Source: RefSeq, a predicted model, not a curated record